Messenger RNA from Phytophthora nicotianae INRA-310, 639 nucleotides. RefSeq lists its product as hypothetical. Lineage: Eukaryota; Oomycota; Peronosporomycetes; Peronosporales; Peronosporaceae. The record is from RefSeq and is a predicted model, not a curated record. Bases 1 to 546 code for a protein of 181 amino acids. The transcript has a single exon.
AUGCAAACCCGCUUCCCAGGCUUCAGCGUCAAGAGGCAGAAGCUCCAGAGCAUCUGCUCGCGAGGCCGCAGCAAGAGGAAGUUGCGGCAGCUUCAGAACCAGUUGAAGAUGCUUGAUCUGGACGCAAAGGACAUAGGCAACGUCAAGACGAAGGAGAGCGACGCCAAGGAGGCCACUCAAGAGGUGCAAUCUUUGCAAGCCACCGUCAAGAAGUUGGAGGAGCAGUGUGCAGUGGAAGUUGCUGCCCGAAAAGCGGCACGUGCUGAAGCUGAAAGCUGGAAAACGAAGGCACUACAAGCAGAUCAAGCGAAGAAGGACACGGAGGAGGAGAAAGUAUUCCUAACCAAGGAGUUUCAGCAUCUAAUGGCGCAGUAUGAGGCGCUUAAAGCGAGAGAGAAGAAGAGAGUCGCAGCCCUCAAAAAGCAACUGGAAACCGAGCGUGCUGUGAACACAGAGCUACUACGCGAUGAAGAGGACGAACGCGUUUCAAACGCAGAGCUGCACCGCGAUGAGGAAGGGAAGCAGGAGGACGACGCUGAAAAUUAAGGUCAUUUGCCUUCUGCAUGUAGUGUUUGCAUAUAUGACCCUUCCAUUUGCAUGUCGAGUUUGAUCUGUCACCUCUGACUGCAUAAUGUGGUG